AUGGCCAAACAAGUCAAUGGCGGUGAGAAUUUAUUGGCGUUAAGUCCUGAUGAUCAAGCAUUUGAAUUUGCCCUUAGAUACCAGGACAUCAGUGGCCAAUAUGAGCAGAAUGGCGAUCCGGCCGACCUAGAUGAGGCAAUCAAGCAAAUUGAACAAGCGGUUGAUAUUGGGAAGGGCCAUGUUCACACGGCAGGAUAUCUCAACAACCUUGGGCGAAUUCUUCGCCUAAGGUUCGAAAGGACAUUCCAAGAUGAGGACAUCAGGAGGGCCGUCGAUGCUUCUCGGCGUUGUCUCGCUGUGAUGAUCCCACAAUCAACGCACAAACCACUGUUCCUGGCCAACGUAAGUGACACCCUCGCCGUUCGCUUCUUCCAGAAAGGCCUGUAUGGAGACUUAGAAGAAUCCCUUCAGCUAGCACGCGAUGCAGUUGAGGCUUCAUCUGCCAUCGGCCAGUAUCGUGGGCCUGCCCUUGAGGCCCUAGCGAGCAGGCUUAACGAAUUACACCUUUAUGACGGAGGCAUUCAAAGCCUCUCGGAUGCAAUCAGCAUUGGGAGGACACUAGUGGAUGAAAUCACUGAAGAUGAGACGGCCCAUGCCGUCUAUUUGAACAAUCAUGCUUGUGGCCUUUCAUCGAGACACAGCAUGCUUAACCACAUUGAAGAUCUUGAGGCAGCCAUUUGGCACACUCAAAAAGCUAUUGAAAAAUUACCAGCGGGUCACAUAAUGCGCGUUCGAAUCUCAGCCAACCUCAAUCGUUACUUGCACAGACGGGCCCUGCAGACUAAGUCACUGGCAGACCUUGACCAGGGCAUCGACGGAAAUGAAAAGCUUCUUAGGGACAUUCCCUUCGACCACCCCCAACGUCCGAUAAUCAUGAUCUCUUUGGCUUCCGCACUUCGAGAUAGGUACAGACAAACGGGGUCACUCGAACAUUUUAAUCGAGCCAUUUCUCUGGUGGAGCAAGCGACUGCUAUCAAGCAGAUGCUGCCCAACUUCCGAGCUACAGCUCUACUGAUCCAGAGUGAACUCUUGGAGAUUAGGAAUGAGCCAGGAGAUCUUGCUACCGCCCUAACGCUCAACCGUAAGGCCUUAAAGAUUCCUGUCGGAUGUCUUAUGGAUCGUAUUAAUAUUCUUGUUGGCCUGAGCAAUCGGCUAGGAACCGUCUUCUCUUCGACUGGUCUUCUAUCCGACAUCGAAGAAGCUAUUAGCUUGGCCCAAGAAGCCGUGGAUUUGGUCCCUCCAAGCCAUCCUGGGAGACCAGGCUGGCUACAUAACAUCGCACAGCAUUUACGAUCGAAGGCAGAAGUUGCAGAGCCGGCCGAGUGUCUUGGUAAGGCGAUUGACCUAGAAAGACAGGCUAUUGGAUCCGUUGGCAUAGACCAUGUCGACCUCCACUUCUUGUUGGGCGGUUUAAGCUCGUGUCUUUCCGCAAGGUAUCGCAUGACUGGUACCACUGGUGACCUCGAGGAAGCGAUUCAUGCUGGACGAGGUGCUGUAGCCGCCACCAAGAAGGGGAGCACGGAUCACCUAGCUUACCUGAACAAUCUGUGCAAUCGUCUCGUCACACGAUAUGACGAAUCGAAAAACCCAGCUGACAUAGAGGACGCGAUUGCAGCCAUAUCUGAGGCCCUCACAGUGUCUCCAAACGAUGCAGUCUAUGUAUCGACACUUGGAAAUGCCUUGUUCAGACGAUAUGAAGUAGCAGGAGACAAGAAAGAUCUUGAUGAGUCCAUUUGCUAUGCUAAAAAGGCCAUUCAGCUGCACCCAAGGACCGACGUUCGUGGUAUUGGUUGUCUUCACAAUCUUGGACUCCGUCUGGCAUUCAAAUUCACUUUAUCAUCGAAAAAAGACUUCGAAGCGUUAGAGUCUGCACUCAGGAUCGCCCAGGAGUGUGUCGACGCAACUCCAACUGGUCAUCCGGCACUGUCGGGUUACCUUUACCAGCUGGGUCUCUGCCUCACCCAUCAAGUUCAGAGAGACAUUUCGAUAGACAGACUGGAAGAGGCGGUUAGAGCCUAUGAUAUGGCGUUGUCCGCUUUUCAAAGAUCAUUUAGUGCAGCUGGCGCAACUCCACGAGCUCGGAUUAGGGCCGGAAAAGCCCUUGCCGCCGGGCUUCUGGGGAACAAAAAUUGGGCAGAAGCAUACCAGGUCUUGAAGGUAACGGUCGAACUAUUUCAAAAGGUCAGCUCACGUUCAUUGGCGGGUGAGGAUCAGCAACGUAUGCUAAGCGGAUUUUCCGGUAUCUCCGCGUGGGCUGCCAGCGCUGCGUUGUACGCGGGGCUGGGACCUGCGCCUGCACUUGAGACCCUCGAAGCUGGUCGCGGGAUCAUCUCGAGCCUUGCUAUGAAUGCCAGGAACGAUGUCACAGAUCUGGCCUCGGUACAUCCAGGGCUGGCUUCCGAGUAUGAGCAGGCUCGGGCUGCUAUUGCUUCUGCAGGGUUGAACAGUGAAGAUAUAGGUGAAGCCGGGCUGAAGGCUCAUAUGUGCGACCUAGCGAAGUUGCAACAGCAAAAGGUAGCGAGACUCGAGCAGGUGGAGGCAGACAUCCGAUUGCUGGAAGGCUUUGAGAGGUUCCAGCUCCCACCUACAUCCGGACACUUGGUGGACUUGGCCAAGCAUGGACCUCUUGUGUGUUUCAACGUCACCUGCUAUCGCAGUGAUGCUUUCAUGGUCACCUCGUAUGGCAUACAAUCGAUCAACUUGCCAGACUUACAGCUUGCGACCCUUGAGGCGAAUGUCCAACGUAUCAUGGGACCGGACAGACUGUCGAAAUCGAGUAUUCUGGAGAGAUCGAAGAGUAACAAAGACAUGCGACUGAUACUUUGUUGGCUUUGGGAGGUGGCUGUCCAACCAGUCCUGCACAAGCUCGAGCUCCUAGCGCCUGAUGGCGUCUCCCAAUUACCCAGAUUGUGGUGGGUGACUAGCGGAUACAUGGGCCUGAUGCCUCUUCAUGCUGCGGGAGAUUAUGAGAAAGAGAAUUCCAAGGAUUGUACAGCCCAUUACGUCGUUUCGUCUUAUAUUUCGAAUUUCAAGGCUCUGGUAUACGCACGAAACCGGGAAGGCAAAGGGCGACACCUGGAUACGAAGCACCUGUUGGUUGUCUCCAUGCCAACGACGCCGGAUGUUAGGUGGAAGCCGCUGAACGUGGCAGGGGAGAUUGCUGCCAUCGAGCGAAGUCAUCGAGGUACGCAGAGAACGCAAAUAGAACUUACUCUUCCCUCUGCACGUGAUGUUUUGGAAAGGCUCAGAAGCCAUAACAUUGUCCAUUUUGCAUGUCACGGCGACCCAGACGCUGAGAACCCUUCGGAGAGCUCGUUGAUUCUUUGCAGAGACCCAGGAGCCAUCGACCGUUUGACGGUAAAACAGGUCUCUGAAAUCACCAAUACUGAGGCGCAAUUGGCCUACCUCUCGGCCUGUUCUACGGCCCAACAUUACUCGUCCGGUCUGAUGGAUGAGGCCAUUCACAUGGCCAGUGCCUUUCAGCUCAUCGGUUACCCGUCCGUCGUUGGUACUCUUUGGGAGGCUGAUGAUUCCGCCUCGGCGAAGGUCGCAGAAGCUUUCUACGAGCAACUCGCGAUUGUUGGAGAUCAUGUCAAGACUUCUGACAUAGCAGCUCGAGCGUUGCAUUUUGCAACGUUGACGAUUAGGGAUCGUAGGAGAGGCAGAGUCCGGCGCCCAGAUCAUGAUGCGAUUGGAUGGGCACCCUUCAUACACAUCGGCGCUUGA
Endocarpon pusillum Z07020 is the source of this 3726-nucleotide messenger RNA. RefSeq lists its product as uncharacterized. Bases 1 to 3726 code for a protein of 1241 amino acids. Gene Ontology annotation, biological process: cell division. Gene Ontology annotation, molecular function: protein binding. Lineage: Eukaryota; Fungi; Ascomycota; Eurotiomycetes; Verrucariales; Verrucariaceae. The transcript has a single exon. The record is from RefSeq and is a predicted model, not a curated record.